This is a messenger RNA of Lemur catta (Ring-tailed lemur), 1153 nucleotides long. It is a transcript of the gene NDUFC1, whose product is annotated as NADH:ubiquinone oxidoreductase subunit C1. The coding region runs from base 749 to 979 and encodes 76 amino acids. Gene Ontology annotation, cellular component: mitochondrion. The transcript is spliced from 5 exons. Lineage: Eukaryota; Metazoa; Chordata; Mammalia; Primates; Lemuridae. The record is from RefSeq and is a predicted model, not a curated record.
GUGUGAUCAUAGUUUGAGCCUAAAGUGCUAAGAUGCAGGUGUUGGUGUUCAAGAAGCGCUGUAUUUGAUCAUGGACGAAGUGCCUAAUUAAGGAGCAGAGGAGGAAGGGAAAAUGAAAAAGUCUUUACUGCAGUGGGAACUUGUGGACAGAUACGGAGAGGAAGGGCCUCAAUGAAGUCCGAAAAGCGUGAAAGAGCUUGACCGAUUAAAUGUGUCUGGCUGACUGAGGUAUCGAUGAUUUGGCGAACAUUAAGAUGAGCCUGGAAAGGCAGUCAGCCAGAUCCGAAGUGAUAUAUUUGUACUACCAAAGGAGCCUCUGAAGGUUGAAGUGUGUGUUUUUAUUUCUUUGUUGAGGCCAUACAAUGCAGAGUUGACAGACCUGCCAGAUGAGUCACCUUGGGGGUAUUGGAGAGUGAAAGGACACUACUGGAACUGGCUUCAAGUUAGUGUUUAAUAUUGUGACUUGUUGAACUCCCCAUUACCAGAAAUUUUCAAAUUUCAGAAGCCAAAGAACAUCUUGCAAAGAUACAGCAUACUGCUCUAGUGAGCAAGGUCAGACUAGAUGCUGAAUCGGACCCCUUCCAAAAAUACAGAAGACCGGGGGUGCUAGGAAACCUGCCAUAACUGGGACUCGCGUCGUCUUCCCCGCGGAACUCUGUCGCUGGGCCGUCGAGUCCCGCACUUCCGCCCGCCAGGGGGCGCUCGGUCCGGCGCCGACUCCCAGGGCGACGGAGCUGGGCCCGGCAAGAUGGCGGCGUCCGCAUUGCUGCGUCCCUUCUCACGGCUGCGGGCCCCCGCCAGGCUCCCAAGCGGCUCUUCAGCGCGGUCAAAGUUCUACGUGCGGGAGCCGCCGAAUGACAAACCUGACUGGCUGAAAGUUGGGUUGACCGUGGGCACCACCGUCUUUAUGUGGGUCUAUCUCAUCAAACAACAUCACGAAGAUGUUUUAGAGUAUAAAAGAAGAAAUGGGUUGGAAUAAGCUUUUGAAAUACUAAUAUAGUAUGCUCCAUAUAGUGAUUGUAGCAGUUCCUCUGGAUUCACUCGUCUGUUGAGUUGUAAAUGUGAAAGAAAAAGUUACACGUGAAUAUACGUAAAGUCAGCAUUUGUGUUUUGCAUCAUUAAAUGAAAAAAAAUAAAACUACUAUAUUCUUGA